UCCUGGAAGUUUCCGAAAAGAGUAUUUUUAUAAAAAUAGAAUAUUCUAGAAAACGCAGAAGAAUACGAUCAUCACCAGCAUUUUCCGAAAGGUUAAAAAAAAUGCAGCGUAGUGCCGGCGUUCCCGUUCAGACACGUGGUGCCGCCGCAUUCGCCUUCGCUUUCACCUUCCUCACCGUCGUCGCCAACUGCUCUAUCAACAACUCCGAGACAACAUGCAGCAGAACCUGCGUUGCACAGAAUUGUAACAGUGUUGGGAUACGAUACGGUAAGUACUGCGGAGUAGGGUGGACCGGUUGUCCAGGAGAGAAACCGUGUGAUGAUCUCGAUGCCUGUUGCAAAAUUCACGAUGAAUGUGUUGGAAAUCACGGUGUGGCCAAUGUGAAAUGUCAUGAGAAGUUUAAGAAAUGCAUAAAGAGAGUACAGAAAUCUGGGAAAGUUGGAUUUUCUUGGGAGUGUCCUUACGAGACAGCUGUGCCUACAAUGGCACAGGGUAUGGAUUUGGCUAUCUUAAUGAGCCAGUUCGCUAACGUGAAGGAUGAACUCUGACUUGCCAAAUUUUGGUAUCACCUGGCAAAUUUAGAGACAAAUACAGAAAAGAAAAAGGAGUGAUUCUCAUUUUUCAGAAAUGGAACUUAGAAUUAUUAAUGUGUGGAUCCUAUGAUCCAACUAGGUUUGUGUUUUUUCACUAGCUCUAAUGUAUAAAUUAUUCACCUUUUUCUCAAUGAACUCUGAUUUCAAAGUGUGUCUGAUAAUUGAGAUGAAUACAACUAGUGCCCAAAGGAAACCCGUCUUUUCUUGAUGUGAGGCCUUCCUGUCAAGAUGUAUGUAUGAGAAGCUUAAUUUCAGUAUACAGGAGAUGUUUGGAUCUCUUUCUUUA
Messenger RNA from Quercus lobata, 879 nucleotides. RefSeq names its product probable phospholipase A2 homolog 1. The coding region runs from base 102 to 548 and encodes 148 amino acids. The transcript is spliced from 4 exons. Gene Ontology annotation, biological process: arachidonate secretion; lipid catabolic process; pollen development. Gene Ontology annotation, molecular function: A2-type glycerophospholipase activity; lipid binding; calcium ion binding. The record is from RefSeq and is a predicted model, not a curated record. Lineage: Eukaryota; Viridiplantae; Streptophyta; Magnoliopsida; Fagales; Fagaceae.